UUUCUUGUCUAUAUGCAGUCAGUCAUUUUCUUUCAGGAAUCAGGUACCAAUUUGCCAUAAGUCUGAGCCGUCAAAACAUUUGAAAAUGUGGAUAAUGGGUAGUGAAAAGUUAAUUUAAAAUUAUAUUAAUUGUAUUUAUACCAAAUAAAAAGAUUGAUAAAAAAUAUUCAAAUUUAAUAUAAACAAUGACAACUAUUAGGCCAUUCACGUGUGAAGAUAUGUUAAAAUUCAAUAAUGUGAACUUGGAUCCAUUAACAGAAACAUAUGGAUUAUCAUUUUAUACUCAAUACUUAGCCCACUGGCCAGAGUAUUUUCAAGUUGCCGAAUCGCCAAGUGGUGAAAUUAUGGGAUACAUAAUGGGAAAAGCUGAAGGGCUUGGGGAAAACUGGCAUGGUCAUGUUACUGCACUGACAGUGAGUCCUGACUAUAGAAGGCUGGGUAUUGCUGCCACAUUGAUGAACAUACUUGAAGAUGUCUCGGAAAAAAAAAAAGCAUAUUUUGUGGAUUUGUUUGUAAGAGUGAGCAAUAAAGUUGCCAUUAAUAUGUAUAAAAAUUUGGGAUAUAUUGUAUACAGAACAGUUUUAGAAUACUAUUCUGGGGAUCCAGAUGAAGAUGCUUAUGAUAUGAGGAAAGCUUGCUCCAGAGAUAUCCAAAAGAAAUCAGUUGUACCAUUAUCUCAUCCAGUGCGCCCAGAAGAAGUUGACUAAAUAAAAUAUUUGAUAAAAGAGAA
Zerene cesonia (dogface butterfly) is the source of this 730-nucleotide messenger RNA. It is a transcript of the gene Naa20A, whose product is annotated as N-alpha-acetyltransferase 20. NCBI's taxonomy places the organism in Eukaryota, Metazoa, Arthropoda, Insecta, Lepidoptera, Pieridae. The transcript is spliced from 5 exons. Gene Ontology annotation, molecular function: protein-N-terminal amino-acid acetyltransferase activity. Gene Ontology annotation, cellular component: NatB complex. The coding region runs from base 186 to 707 and encodes 173 amino acids. Gene Ontology annotation, biological process: N-terminal peptidyl-methionine acetylation. The record is from RefSeq and is a predicted model, not a curated record.